AAUCUACUCGCAGAGAGGUUCUCUCGUGAGGCUUUUGUUUCAACUUUACUGACGAUUUUUCUCGUUAGAUUGCUUAAUAAAGUUACUCCAGACAAUUUCCUUAGUUCGGUAAAAAGCAUCUUGGCUAUCCAUGUUGGGUCACCAGACGUCCUUGAAAUUUUCGUUCAGCUGGUAGGUAUUUUUCAGAAGGCUGCUAAUGAGCCCAAUUUCACUUAUCUUUAUUCACAACUCUGCGUGGUUCUUUGUGAACAAGCGCGUAAUUUUGAACCUGCUAACUCUUACUCCACCUUUAAACUCCUCCUUCUCAAGCGUUGUGAAAAUGAGUUCUUUAAGCGACAAAGUAUCGAUUUCACCGAUUCAGUUGCGCGUCAGAGAUGUAUCGGCGCUGUGCGUUUCAUUGCUCACUUGGGGUACAUAAAGGCUAUACCGGAUAAGAUACUUCACGACUGCGUCAAAUCCCUCCUCUUGUGCAAGCAAACAGGAAAGUCCGAUGGGACGGUCUUACCUUCGUCGCAGGAGGGCGCUAAUUCAACUCCAGUUUAUCCGAAGGAAAACGACCACAUUGCGUUGGACAUGGAAUGUCUCUGUGAAUUCAUGAAAAUAGCCGGGUCCUACAUGGACACUCUAAAGGCGCGGAACUUGAUGGACCAGUACUUCGACCGCAUAGCGCAAAUCGUAGAGCGUGCGUCACCGGAGCAUUUGCGAAACAGUGGCCACCGAAAAAAAUUUAUUCCCCUGAGUACGCGUACUCGCUUCAUAUUGUUGGAUAUCAUUGAUCUGCGCAAAAACAAAUGGAUGCCGCUUUUUGAGGGUCAACUUGCUGAUUACGAUCAGCCGUGGCUUUUGCCAGAUUUGCGAAAUACGGUUGAUAGGGGAUUGAACAGCAGCUCCUCACAGAAUAACGCAUCUCGAGCUGGUACGGGGAGUCGUGGCGUCCUCGGUCACUUUCCAGGCACUCUCGAACCCGAAGGAGAUUGGAACACACUUAAUCAGAUGGGCAAGGCACUCUGUGCCCGUGGCAAAGACAUCGAUCUCUUCUCUAGCACCGACUCUUCUGCUUCUCCGAGCACCACGGGCUAUCGUAACCGGGACAGCGGCUACAGUAGUGGAGGCGGGGGUGUCACCAUCUCACACAACCGAGUAACGGUCUCUGGUGGUGUUGGUGGUGGCAGCAAUGAUGGAAACCAUGGCGGAAGUAAUGGGCGUAGUGGGCCAUGGCCUAGACGCGGUUUUGCUGAGAGACGUCCUUAUGGAUCUCAUCGGAGCCCAAAUUCAAGGAAGGCCUACUCUCAAGGACCUAGGGUAGUAGAUGCGGGGCUGAACAGUACAUUGUUUUUUGAGCCUGAGUAUUUACCGCCGCCACAGAAAGCACCAGAGAGUCAGUGCGCAUCGUCUUCCUGCGCGUCAUCGGCGGCAGCGACACCAUCUACAGCAAGUCCCGAUCUGGAUGCAAUGAUAGCAGGAAGAAUGGAUGUCAGGCAGUUAGCGGGAGGACUGUGGAGACUUCCGGUUAUGCGGCCUUCACCUCCGCUCUCGCGACAGCAACAACAUGUGCCACCGCCUGUUAUUACGUACGUGGAGAAACAGCCUCCAAUGGACGAAAAUAAAGAGGCUGCAAGAACUUUGAUUGGCAUUCUCAAAAAGACCAAAAAUAUCCAAGAAGCAAUCGAUCAACUCAAGCAGAAGGAUCUCCUUUCUCGGGUGAAUAAAGAAGUCCUUCUGAAAAGCAUCCUCCUCCUCUCUGAUGCCACCUCCACUAUCUAUUCCAUGGAUUGUCAGAGCAAGCACACAGCUUGCCAACUCGCCUCUCUCCUAAAGUACUCUCGGUCCCAGCCGCAUUUGGACCGUAUCACUACUGCUCUUGACUCCGCUUGGCCCCGGGUGCUUCAGUGCCUCAGCGCAGCUUCGCUUAAGACCGCGUUGGCCUUCUUGACCGCUAGACUUGUUCUCAUUGGCUGUCUGCCUCUAACCAGAGUGGCUGAGCCUCUUUCUUCGGGGCGUCAUCAUCCCCUUUUCUUGCUCAUCCUUCAGCAACUUGCGCAAAUGGCGGCAUCAAAGGCAUCUCCAGGCCACUUUCUCGUCUUGCAGGAUGUAGAGGCUGACAAUAAGAACACUCCAGAGUUCGAAGAUGGCGACUUCAUUCCCGAGGGAGUGAGCAUUCCCGAAACUCCAGAGGAUAGGAAGGCUCACUUAGUGAAGAUGUUUGCAGAGAGCGGUGUGGUGCUUGAGAAGAUGCUUCCAGAGGGCAGUCAGUCACCAAAGCGGAUGCUAGAACUUCUUCAAGAACGCGGUAUCGACUUCUUUCUGCCCUGCUUUCGUCUUGUUGUGGAGACUCUCUGCCCCCUCCUCACAACUGGCGAGGAUUUGCAAAUCUUCGUUAACCACCUCUCUAGCCUAGAAGGUCACCUAAGCGCUGAAGUGGUUCAUAGUCUCAUGGAAGCCGCGUUUGAACGUGCUUGGCUAGCUGGACUCAAUGUUACUUCGUCUGCCGACAAGGAUGAAGUCGAGGAGGCAGAGGCGGCUGCAUGGUCUACGAUGACUGCAGAGGGUCAAUUGCAUAGGUGUGUGCCACCAGAACGCCAAAUGGACGUAUUACAUGCCUUGCAGGUCUUUUGGAAUGAAAAAGACAAGCCUAAAGGUUUCGCAUUAAGAUGCUUUCAAAACCUCUACGAGUUUGAUCUGGUCGAGAAGACGACGUUCCUCGCUUGGCGUGAAGAGGUGGAUCAAAACUACCCGGCUAAGGGGCAGGCUUUGUUUGAAGUCAUGCGAUGGCUGAAUUGGUUAGAAACAGUUGAGGACAUUGAUAAGCUUGAAAAUGAGGGGAAUAUGAGUGACGCUGCCAGUGGAGUUGAACAUGCAUCUCUAAGUGGAGGUGCUGACAGGCCAGUUGUUGACUGCGUUAACGGUGAUGGUGACAAGGCUGAUGAUGUCGCUGACGCUUGA
Messenger RNA from Hydatigera taeniaeformis, 2943 nucleotides. Lineage: Eukaryota; Metazoa; Platyhelminthes; Cestoda; Cyclophyllidea; Taeniidae. The record is from the annotation of a GenBank genome assembly.